AUCUCUGCUACCUGGGAUCAGGAGUCACCAAGAUGCCCAUUUUGGAAAAAGUUCCCCAUGAAGUGGCUGCAAAAACUCCUAGCAGGGAGGAGGAGCCUGGGCUGCCCAAGCUGCCAGUGCCCCCACUGCAGCAGACACUGGCCACCUACCUGCGGAGCAUGCAGCAUCUGGUGCCUGAGGAGCAGUUCCGGAGGAGCCAGGUCAUCGUGCAGCAGUUUGGGGCCCCUGGUGGCCUCGGUGAGACCCUGCAGCAGAAACUUUUGGAGAGACAGGAGAAAACAGCCAACUGGGUAUCUGAGUACUGGCUGAAUGACAUGUAUCUCAACAACCGCCUGGCCCUGCCAGUUAACUCCAGCCCUGCCAUCAUCUUCACCCUGCAGCCCUUUCAAGACACCAGUGACCAGCUCAGGUUUGCAGCCAGCCUCAUCUCAGGCGUGCUCAGCUACAAGGCCCUGCUGGACAGCCACUCCAUCCCCACAGAUUGUGCCACAGGCCAGCUCAAGGGGCAGCCCCUCUGUAUGAAGCAGUACCAUGGGCUCUUUUCCUCCUACCGGCUCCCUGGCCAUACCCAAGACACGCUGGUAGCCCAGAAGAGCAGCAUCAUGCCAGAGCCUGAGCAUGUCAUUGUGGCCUGCUGCAACCAGUUCUUUGUCUUGGAUGUGGUCAUCAACUUCCGCCGUCUCAGUGAGGGGGAUCUGUUCACCCAGUUGAGAAAGAUUGUCAAGAUGGCUUCCAAUGAGGAUGAACGCUUGCCUCCCAUUGGCCUGCUGACGUCAGACGGGAGGAGCGAGUGGGCAGAGGCUAGGACAACCCUCGUGAAAGACUCUACCAACCGUGACUCGCUGGACAUGAUCGAGCGCUGCAUCUGCCUGGUGUGCUUGGAUGCCCCCAGUGGUGGGGACCUCAGUGACACUAGCAGGGCACUCCAGCUCCUCCAUGGAGGAGGCUACAGCCAGAAUGGUGCCAACCGCUGGUAUGACAAGUCCCUGCAGUUCGUGGUGGGCCAAGAUGGCACAUGCGGCGUGGUGUGUGAACACUCCCCAUUUGACGGCAUCGUCCUGGUGCAGUGCACAGAGCAUCUGCUCAAGCACAUGACAAAGAGCAGCAAGAAGCUGGUCCGAGAGGACUCUGUCAGCGAGCUCCCUGCACCCAGAAGGCUGAGGUGGAAAUGCUCCCCCGAGAUCCAAGGCCACUUGGCCUCUUCAGCAGAAAAGCUCCAACAAAUAGUGAAGAACCUGGACUUUACUGUAUACAAAUUUGCUGGCUAUGGGAAGACAUUUAUCAAGAAGCAGAAGUGCAGCCCCGAUGCCUUCAUCCAAGUGGCCCUGCAGCUGGCCUUCUACAGGUACCACCAUAGACUGGUGCCCACCUAUGAGAGCGCAUCCAUCCGGCGGUUCCGGGAGGGGCGGGUGGACAACAUCCGGUCGGCCACUCCGGAGGCACUGACCUUUGUGAAAGCCAUGACCGACCACAAGGCUGCUGUGCCUGCUUCUAGGAAGGGACAGCUCCUGCGGGAUGCCAUCCGUGCCCAGACUGAGUAUACUGUCAUGGCCAUAACGGGGAUGGCUAUUGAUAACCACCUGCUGGGACUUCGGGAGCUGGCCCAGGACCUGUGCACAGAGCCACCUGAGAUGUUCACAGAUGAGACGUACCUGACCAGCAACCGGUUUGUCCUCUCUACCAGCCAGGUGCCCACAACCAUGGAGAUGUUCUGCUGCUAUGGCCCUGUGGUCCCCAAUGGCUAUGGUGCCUGCUAUAACCCCCAGCCUGAGACCAUCCUCUUCUGCAUCUCCAGCUUCCACAGCUGCAAGGAGACCUCGUCCAUGGGGUUUGCAGAAGCUGUGGGCUCAAGCCUCUCUGACCUGAGAGCCCUGUGCAGCCUGCCGCAGCCCACUGACAGCAAGCCACUGGCAACAGAGGGCAAAACCAAGGGGCCCAGCCAGGGCUACCAGCCUUGACUUCAGCUCCAAGUCCAGCCCUCUGCACCUGCCAGACCCUGCCUCACCCUUGUUUGCAUCACUCUCCCCAUCCCCACUUUCUGCACAGCCCUGGUCCACGGGCCCUGGUUAUCACCUAAGCUAGAGUGUUGGGAGGUAAAGGGCACCUUGUAGGAUGGCCUGUGCCAUGGGAAUGAGGCCAUCCUGGUUCCCAGGAGGUGAGGUGCCCAGCAACUCCCUGUAUGCCCCUCCAGAGCUUAAUGCUCAUGUUCCUUCCCCUGCAGGAUCUAGCGUGUCUGGAGAUGUUUCUGCCCAGCAAAACAAUGAAUCACUCUAUUAUGCACCAUGCACAUAAAUGAAUCACAGAGGCAGAGGCUAGCUCAGGGCCAUUACCCCCUUUCUUUCUGAGAGGAGCUGGGGGGAAGCUUUGUGUUUAGGUUCAAAGCAUCUGAUGGUGGCAUUCAGGGUCUCCACUGAGCCAUACAGUGCUGCUGACAUCCACUGUGUGCACACACAGCCCAAGUCCAUUUGCAACAUGGCAAUCUGCACUUUAGGCAUGUUUCUCCCUCAGAAGGGCAGCCUUCUGUUGAGGUCAGGAAAUCUCGCCCACCUUCUGGGAAAGCAAAGCACUAUGGGCAUCCAUGUUGGAGUCCUUGGGGCUCUCUGCCUUUUGUGUAGCAUUGGGAAGAGUUGGAACAGUCAACCAACAUCCUGGAGCAGGCAGGGUCCUGCCACUUGCAUGUUUUCCACAUCCUCCAUCUGUCUCCCAGGACACAG
Molecule: messenger RNA, 2714 nt
Organism: Octodon degus (degu)
Lineage: Eukaryota; Metazoa; Chordata; Mammalia; Rodentia; Octodontidae
Gene: Chat
Product: choline O-acetyltransferase
Exons: 14
Coding region: 33-1958 (641 amino acids)
Biological process (GO): neuromuscular synaptic transmission; acetylcholine biosynthetic process
Cellular component (GO): cytoplasm; neuron projection
Molecular function (GO): choline O-acetyltransferase activity
Source: RefSeq, a predicted model, not a curated record